AUGGCAAUACAGCCGAGACCGUUAGAGCAUAGCAUCUGUUUUGAUCUUGCCCUCCAGCGUUUCAUGCCACCACUUCAUGGAUCCAUUACUCCUCUCACAUGCUUGUACGGCAGUUGCUUUUGUGAGUGCACGCUUGAUUGUCAUCCUUCGAACAUGUUCCAUAGAAGGCCAGUGAUGGAGCUUGGGCCCUCGACCUGUCACCGUCGGGUCUUUUAA
Molecule: messenger RNA, 216 nt
Organism: Protopolystoma xenopodis
Lineage: Eukaryota; Metazoa; Platyhelminthes; Monogenea; Polystomatidea; Polystomatidae
Source: the annotation of a GenBank genome assembly